Anopheles coustani is the source of this 1897-nucleotide messenger RNA. Its product is annotated as F-box/LRR-repeat protein 16. The coding region runs from base 1 to 1701 and encodes 566 amino acids. The record is from RefSeq and is a predicted model, not a curated record. The transcript is spliced from 5 exons. Gene Ontology annotation, biological process: SCF-dependent proteasomal ubiquitin-dependent protein catabolic process. Gene Ontology annotation, cellular component: SCF ubiquitin ligase complex. Gene Ontology annotation, molecular function: protein binding. NCBI's taxonomy places the organism in Eukaryota, Metazoa, Arthropoda, Insecta, Diptera, Culicidae.
AUGCUGAAGAUGUCCUCCAUAUCCGCCCAGGGAGUGGUUGAGCGCGCCUCGGCCGAACUAUCGAAACGCAUCAACGGCCUUGGGCUGCGCUCGAAGCACCACCACGGCGGCGGAAGCGGAAAGUCGGGCGGCGAGAAGACGAGCGUGAUGGAGCGUGUCACGAACGUGCUGUGCGGGGGUAGCAGUAGUAGUUCCAGCUCCUCCGGCGGAGUCAACACCGGUCCCACCAUCCAGACCGCCGGCCAGUCGCAAUCGGGUGGUGGUGGGCUGGGUGGAGUCGCCCCGGAAAAGCCUUCCCGCUUGUCCAACAGCUCGGGCGGUGCGGGUGGAGGUAAGGGAGGCUCUAUGCUGGGGUCGGGAGGUGGCGGUGGCGGUGGAGGAAGCGGCAGCAAGUCACAGUCGAACACGCCGCAGUCGAUGCGGAAGAUCGGCCACCAUCCGCAUGGAGGCAACCACCAUCACCAUCUCGGCGGGAAGCUGUCGGGGAUGGGUGGGACGGGGGGUCAGACGCAGCUCGCCCUACCGCAGAUCCUCACCAUCGAGCAGCUGCUGCAGGACGAACGGUUUCUGGCGCGCUUCUUCCUCUACUUCACGUCCUACGAGCGAUGUACGCUGGCGCAGGUGUGUCAGAAGUGGCGCGACCUGCUGUACCGGAGUCCGCGCUACUGGAGCGGGCUGGUGCCGGUGCUGCAGUGCCGGGAGCUGCGCCAGACCACCAACCAGGACCGGGUGAAGCUGUACAACUCGCUCAUCCGGCGCAGCUUCCACGCCGUCUGCCUGAUGGGCGCGACGGACGAGGACGCGCUCGAUCUGGUGCACUCGUUCCCGCUCGCCUCCAAGCACGUCCACUCACUCAGCCUCCGAUGCUCCUCGAUCAGCGACCGGGGACUGGAGGCCCUGCUGGAUCACCUGCAGUCACUGUUCGAGCUGGAGCUGGCAGGAUGUAAUGAGAUUACCGAGGCUGGCCUCUGGGCCUGCCUGACGCCCCGGAUAGUGUCACUUUCGCUGGCGGACUGCAUCAACGUGGCCGACGAGGCGGUCGGGGCCGUCGCACAACUGUUGCCUUCACUGUAUGAAUUUUCGCUGCAGGCCUACCACGUGACGGACGCAGCGCUAGGGUACUUUUCGCCGAAGCAGAGCCACAGCCUGAGCAUUCUCCGGUUGCAGUCCUGCUGGGAGCUUACCAACCAUGGUGUCGUCAAUAUUGUACACUCGCUGCCGCACUUAACCGUGCUUUCACUGUCCGGCUGCAGCAAGGUGACGGACGACGGCGUGGAACUGAUUGCGGAAAACCUGCAGAAGCUGAGGGCACUCGAUCUGUCCUGGUGUCCGCGAAUUACGGAUGCCGCCCUCGAAUACAUUGCCUGUGAUCUGAAUCAACUGGAGGAGCUGACGCUCGAUCGCUGCGUUCACAUUACCGACAUCGGCGUCGGCUACAUCUCGACCAUGCUCUCCCUGUCGGCGCUGUUCCUGCGCUGGUGCACCCAAAUCCGGGACUUUGGCCUGCAGCACCUCUGCUCGAUGCGCAACCUGCAGGUUUUGUCGCUUGCCGGCUGCCCACUGCUCACCUCGUCCGGCCUCUCCAGCCUGAUUCAGCUACGCCACCUACAAGAACUGGAGCUCACCAACUGUCCCGGUGCGUCGCAGGAGCUGUUCGAUUACCUCCGCGAGCAUCUACCCCGCUGCCUGCUGAUCGAAUAAUCCGGCACCGUAUCCGGUUCCUGUUACGGCGGUCUGCGCAAGCCCCCUUCGCCCGGCCAUGGCGCUUCACAGGCCCGAGCAACGGUGGUGGAAAAUCCUCUGCAGCGAAUCACAUCGGAGGCCUGGCAUCGGCUUGCAGAGAUUGAGAGAAUCCACAAGGUUGUCCCGUUUUCGCGUACAGUCCAAGCGGAGCUGU